Messenger RNA from Durusdinium trenchii, 529 nucleotides. The record is from the annotation of a GenBank genome assembly. NCBI's taxonomy places the organism in Eukaryota, Dinophyceae, Suessiales, Symbiodiniaceae.
GUUGCUGUGCUAUGAAGAUGCGGUGCUUGAGACAAAUCCGAAGAGCCCGACCCUACAACGAUCGAGCAACAAAAGUGCUACAGUGUUUCUGCAAGCAAAGGAGGUCUACGGUGAGAAUCACGUUCUGCAAUAUGAGGGGGAGGAGAAUGUGCAGGUGGAAACCUUUGACUCUUUCCAGUUGGACGACGUUCACUUCAUGAAGAUUGAUGUGGAAGGUGCCCUUGACAAGGUGCUGCGUGGUGGCCAACAGACUAUCCAGCGAUUCCGUCCAAUCAUUGCUUGUGAGCAUGGCGAGGAGACAGCGCCGGAACUGCUGCUUGCCUGGGGUUAUCACUGUGUCCUUGUUCUCCCUGUGCAUGACCUGUGGGUAUGCGUUCCAGAAGAAAAGUGGUGGCGCCACCGCUGGCUUGCUGUUGCGGACUUCGGCUUUGACAGACAUAGCCGUCGUGAAGACGUAGGCCAUGCCGGUGAGGCGGCUUACAGAGGAACGGACCCACCAAAGCUGAGUUUGGAGGAGGCAAUCAAGUGA